CGACCACCGCUUGAACACAUGUACAUGUGUGAGGAGAAACUCUGUUCAAAUGAAGUCGCAAUAUUAGGAUUUUUUCAUUGUAAAUAAGAUUAUUCACGAAAAGCUUGGAAGAGGACUUUAGGCUGGCAUGGCUGGCAACAACCUGCGAUUCAAAACGAACUAUGCUGUCUCCAGCAAAAUCGAGCCCUUCUACAAGGGAGGGAAAGUACAGAUAAGUCAUGAUGAAAAGUACAUUUUCUGCACCUGUGGACCACGAGUCAACGUUUUGCAAAUUGCUACAGGCAAAAUUGUUCACAGCAUUGAGCAGGAUGAUCAAGAGGAUAUCACCUCGUUUUCCCUCAGUCCCGAUGAUGAGAUGCUGGUGACUGCCAGCAGGGCUCUGCUGCUAAAGCAGUGGGACUGGAAACAGGAGAAGUGCACACGCUCUUGGCGGGCCAUUCACAAUGUGCCUGUGGCCAGCAUGACUUUCGACUGUACCUCUACUCUGCUAGCAACAGGGGGUUGUGAUGGCACUAUAAAGCUGUGGGAUGUAGUGAAACAGUACUGCACACACAAUCUGAAAGGCUCGUCGGGUGUUGUCCAUUUGGUUGAGUUCCAUCCAAACAUCAGCCUGCUGCAGCUUUUCUCCUCCUCUCUGGACUGCGCCAUUCGCAUUUGGGACCUGCGCACCAGCAAGUGCAUCUGUGUGCUGGAGAGCCACUACAGUGCUGUCACCUCCUUGGCCUUUUCCCCUGACGGCCACACUCUGAUCAGCUCUGGACGUGACAAAAUCUGCACAGUGUGGGACCUUAAACAGAGGAAAGAAAAGAGGACUGUGCCUGUCUAUGAGGCUGUGGAGGGAGUCGUAGUUCUCCCUGCAAAUGAGGACUGCUCUCAGCUUGGGGUGAAAAGUAAAGACCUGCACUUUAUCACUGCUGGCAGUAAAGGUGUGCUGCGGGUGUGGGAGUCGAGCACAGCGCGCUGUGUGUUCACACAGACGCUGCCCAGUGCUCCAGUGUCCAGUCCGGAGCAGACUGAUGGAGACCCGCUCAGCCUGGUCUACUGCCUGCCCCUGCCUCUGUCCAACCGUCUGGCUACUGUCACUGCUGAACACAACAUUCUGCUCUACCAACUGCCAUCUCUGAGUGUGCAGCAGCAGUUUGUGGGCUACAAUGAUGACAUCCUGGAUGUGAGGUUCCUGGGGAAAGAGGACACUCAUAUUGUAGUGGCCACUAACAGCUCGCAGCUCAAGGUGUUCGAGCUGGCCACCAGCAGCUGCCAAAUUCUGUAUGGACACACAGACACUGUCUUGUCCCUAGAUGUGUUCAGAAAACGUUCCAUGUUUGCAAGCUGUGCCAAGGAUAAGUCUGUUCGAGUAUGGAGGAUGGACCCCGAGACUGGUCACGUGCGCUGUGUGGCUGAGGGACAUGGCCACUCCAAUGCUGUGGGCUCCAUUUCCUGUUCCAGGUUAAAGAAGGCCUUCCUGGUGUCGGGCAGUCAGGACUGCACUAUUAAAGUAUGGGAUCUUCCUGGCGAUCUUCCUGCUGUGGGCGAAGAACCAGCCCAACUCGUUGCGCAGAUCACUGAGAAAGCCCAUGACAAGGAUGUGAACAGCGUGGCCGUCUCACCCAAUGAUAAACUCCUGGCAUCUGGCUCUCAGGACCGCACAGCUAAGCUGUGGUCCCUGACGGACAUGAGUCUGCUUGGAGUUUUUCGGGGUCACCGCCGAGGCAUCUGGUGUGUCCAGUUCUCCCCUGUGGACCAAGUCUUGGCCACUGCAUCUGCUGAUGGCUCAGUCAAGCUGUGGGGCUUACAUGACUUCAGUUGCCUCAAGACCUUUGAAGGACACGAUGCGUCUGUGCUGAAGAUCAUUUUUGUCAGUCGAGGAACGCAGCUAGUUUCUGGUGGAUCUGAUGGCCUGGUGAAGCUGUGGACUAUUAAGACCAAUGAGUGCGUGAAAACCUUUGAUGCUCACCAGGAUAAAGUGUGGGCUCUGCAUGGCAGCAGCAACGAUGAUCUGAUGGUAACUGGAUCUGCUGACUCCAACAUCACGAUCUGGAAGGACGUCUCAGAGGAGGAGCUAGCAGAGUUGCAGGCGAAGCAGGAGGAUCAGAUCUUAAAGCAGCAGGAGUUGUCCAAUCUGCUCCAUGAGAAGAAAUACUUAAAGGCUCUGGGUAUCGCCAUCUCUCUGGACCAGCCUCACACUGUCCUCAAAGUAAUCAAAGAAAUCCGGCAGGAUAAGGAGGGUCCGCAGCAGCUGGAGAAGACCCUUCUUAGGCUCCGACAGGACCAGAAAGAGUCUCUGUUGCGAUACUGUGUUGUGUGGAACACAAACGCUCGAAGCUGUCUGGAUGCUCAAGCAGUGCUGCAGGUCCUGCUGACCCACCUGAGCCCUGAUGAUCUGCUGCAAUUUCAGGGAGCACGUACUCAUCUGGAAGGCCUCAUUCCUUACACUGAGAGACACAUGCAGAGGAUCAGUCGUCUGCUCCAGUCCUCGAUGUUCUUGGAUUACAUGUGGCAGAAAAUGCGAGUCACAGGAGGCAAAGACAGUGGGGAGCUACAAGGGGAAGAGAUGGACGCCAGUCCUCAGGGCAUAUUUAUAUUAGACAAGCAGUCUGAGCAGGAGAAAGCUACCCAUGCAGCCCAACAGCAGGAACAAGAAGAUGAUAAUGAUGAAAGCAAAGCACCAGACAGUGAUGAAGAAGUGCAAGAGGAAGAGGAGAGCAUCAGCACCUCCAAAAGUGCAAACAGGCAGGCGAGGAAAGAGGUGGGGACAAACGGGGUUGAAAACAGGGGCCACGUGUCCAGUGAAGAGAGCUCGGACGAGGAAGACGUCAUGGAAAUUUCUACCUCUAAGUCUGUCGUUCCCACCCCCUGCAUAGUGAGAGAUGCCAGGUGAUUGAUAUGUUUAUCAGCAGGUCAUGGAAAAGGGCCUUGGGGCCUCGUAUACAGUGCAGUGUGGCUGUGACUCGGAACAUCCAGGAACCUCAGUGGACAGCUUGAGUUGAACAGUAGUAGAGUUUCCAUCAAUUAUUCAUAACAUCUUAACAUCUGAAUGGUUGCUUUUUCCUGUUUCAGGGAGAUGGACAUUAUUUGUACCUGAAUAAAAAAAAAAGUCAUCUACAUUUUAUAUCUAGCUCCAAAAUUAAAGUAGUCUUCUGACAAGCUUUUUCUUUGUGAUUACUCCAAUGGAUUUAAAAUAAACUUUCUACUUUGUGAGUUA
Messenger RNA from Colossoma macropomum (tambaqui), 3202 nucleotides. It is a transcript of the gene tbl3, whose product is annotated as transducin beta like 3. Bases 128 to 2878 code for a protein of 916 amino acids. Gene Ontology annotation, biological process: endonucleolytic cleavage to generate mature 5'-end of SSU-rRNA from (SSU-rRNA, 5.8S rRNA, LSU-rRNA); endonucleolytic cleavage in 5'-ETS of tricistronic rRNA transcript (SSU-rRNA, 5.8S rRNA, LSU-rRNA). The transcript has 23 exons. The record is from RefSeq and is a predicted model, not a curated record. Gene Ontology annotation, molecular function: protein binding; U3 snoRNA binding. NCBI's taxonomy places the organism in Eukaryota, Metazoa, Chordata, Actinopteri, Characiformes, Serrasalmidae. Gene Ontology annotation, cellular component: nucleolus; 90S preribosome; small-subunit processome.